UCUACAAUCACCAACCUCAUCAUUCACUUGGUUUGUUCAAGGAGCACUUGCACUAUGACCUCUUGAAAUGUCAUAGUUCCUAGUCUGUUUGAAUCACUUCGCUAAAGGAUGGACGACUACAAGCAACUCUUAGAUACGGCUCGUAAUGCGUGGAACAGCCGUAAGACACGCCCCAUAGCCUGGCGUAAACACCAGCUUGAACAGUUCCUCAAACUCCUCGAUGAGAAUGAGGAAAUCCUGGUGCAGGCGCUCUUUCAAGACUUGCACAAGCCCAAGCAAGAGGCCAUCACUUUCGAGGUCGAAUUCACCCGUAACGUCAUCAGGGGAUGCUUGGCACAAGUGGACCAGUGGCCUCAAGAUGAGCACGUGGCCAAGAAUCUACUCACCAUCAUGGACACGACCUUCAUCCGACGUGAUCCCUAUGGCGUGGUCCUGAUCAUGGGAGCCUGGAACUACCCCAUCCAACUCAGUCUUGUGCCAGUGGCAGGGGCUUUGGUGGCAGGGAAUUGCAUCUUCGUCAAACCCUCAGAACUCGCCCCUCACUCUGCACAGGUCAUGACGGCCCUGUUCAAUCAAUACAUGGACCGGGAAUGCUGCCGUGCCAUCAUGGGCGGGAUUCCGGAAACCACUGAGCUUCUGAAGCACCGAUUUGACUACAUCUUCUUCACUGGGAGUUCAAGGGUCGGGAGGGUCGUGGGCGAGGCGGCCAACAAGUAUUUAACCCCUUGCACAAUGGAGUUGGGAGGCAAGUGUCCGGCUUGGAUUGACAAGGGUAUCAAUAUGGAUAUCGCUAUCAAGAGGAUUGUGUGGUCCAAAAUGGCUAAUAUGGGACAAACCUGUGUGGCGCCAGAUUAUCUCCUCUGUUCGGAAGAAGUUCGGGACCUGAUUUUGAGCAAGAUUCCGGUUUACUACAAACAAUUUUUCGGCAGCGAUGCCAAAGCCAGCCCCGAUUUGUGCCGCAUCAUUAACGACACUCAUGUUCAGAGGUUAAAGCGCCUUAAAGACAAAACCAAGGGCACAGUGGUUUUCGGUGGACACAUUGACGUGGAAGAGCGUUUCAUGGACUUGACCAUCAUCACCGAAAUCUCAAAAGACGACGCUGUCAUGGAAGAGGAGAUAUUUGGCCCUAUACUACCCAUUGUCACGGUCAACUCUGUUCAAGAGGCGGCCCAAUGGAUCAACGAGAAGCCCAAGCCCUUGUCUUUAUACAUUUUCUCUGACCACACCGAGAACCAGGACUACUUGAUUGACAACACCUCCAGCGGAUCCGUUUGCCUCAACGAUGCCAUUGUUCAACUCUCUGUGGAGACACUACCUUUUGGCGGGGUGGGCGAUAGUGGUUAUGGAAGCUAUCAUGGAAAGUAUACCUUUGAAACGUUCAGUCAUCGGAAAUCCGUCUUAAAGCGGGACAUGGGCAUCAUUGGCGAGACCUUGGGCGUUGCAAGAUAUCCGCCCUAUUCAGACAAGAAGAUCAAUACCCUUAAGAACUUGGUGAAGGCCCGGAAAUUUCCACACAUCCCGGGAUUCUCCUACAUGAUUUGCAUUGGUAUUGGGUUUGGUUUGGCUUGGAUUUGGCACCAUUUCAAGCCUGAUGCAGUUUAGCUACACAUGAACUUUCUUUGGCACCAAUCUUCAGCUUUACAUCAAGGCAUUCACUACGCAGCCAAAUAAUCCUAUUGGAAAAGCAUUGUCAAAUCUGCAUGUUUAAGCUAAUAAUUCGCAAACUUCACGUGUAUCCGUCAAAAAGAUAAGAGGGCCAAUUAAUCAUUUUGUAUCCUUGCGUAUCUGGUUAACUACGCAAGUAAAUCUGGAUCAUAUAAAAACUUGAUAAAACUGA
This is a messenger RNA of Tigriopus californicus, 1837 nucleotides long. Its product is annotated as aldehyde dehydrogenase, dimeric NADP-preferring-like. Bases 109 to 1602 code for a protein of 497 amino acids. NCBI's taxonomy places the organism in Eukaryota, Metazoa, Arthropoda, Copepoda, Harpacticoida, Harpacticidae. The transcript has 2 exons. Gene Ontology annotation, cellular component: cytoplasm. The record is from RefSeq and is a predicted model, not a curated record. Gene Ontology annotation, molecular function: aldehyde dehydrogenase (NAD+) activity. Gene Ontology annotation, biological process: aldehyde metabolic process.